AUGCUCACCGGAUAUCAUAUUGAUAGAAAAUUGGAAAAGAGUUCAAGUGAUAUCACUCAAAAUUCCGAAGUUAAAAUUACUGAAAUUUUACAGUUAUCAUUUUCAUCUUCAAAAGAUUUGCUUGAUGAAACUAUUAAAGAAUUAU
This is a messenger RNA of Racocetra fulgida, 145 nucleotides long. The record is from the annotation of a GenBank genome assembly. NCBI's taxonomy places the organism in Eukaryota, Fungi, Glomeromycota, Glomeromycetes, Diversisporales, Gigasporaceae.